Messenger RNA from Dentiscutata erythropus, 642 nucleotides. NCBI's taxonomy places the organism in Eukaryota, Fungi, Glomeromycota, Glomeromycetes, Diversisporales, Gigasporaceae. The record is from the annotation of a GenBank genome assembly.
AUGGGUAUUUUGCCAUUAGUGCCACAUGACGAUGUUGAACUUGCGCAGCAUACAUAUUUAGAAAUAAUUGAAUAUGAAGAAAAUGAAAUAAUCGAUCUAACUGAAAGUGCAAAUUUAACAGUUUCACAAGAAAUAGAUUCUUACCGAGAAAUUAAUAAUGCUCAUAUUCCUACGGAAGAAGUACUUAACGAUACCCAAAUUGUUGAAACUAUAUUAGCGGAACAAUUAGAACGUGAACAAGGUGACCCAGAAGAUUCUGAUGAGGAACCGCCAAAAAUUUCUGCUUCUGAAGGGUUAAAUGGUUUAAAAACUUUUAUUUCAUUUGCAGAACAAAUGAAUAAUGAUUUUUUCUUUAAUAAUAAUGACAUAAAAAUAUUUCGAAAAUACUCACAAUUAAUGAAGCGAAAAACUACUGAAUCAAUGAAACAAAAAUCUAUCGUAUAUUUUUUUAAUCAGGAAAAUCAAGCUAUUAACGAUGAAUCUCUUGACGAUAAUUUCUCUGGCAGUGGUAAUGAUAAUUUCUCGGACCAUGGUAAUGAUAAUGAGUUCGAUGAUAUUUAUUCUAGUGACAGCUUUUCUAAUUAUCCUGAUUAUGGUUUUUCUGAUAACUACGGUGGUUCUUCUGAUGAUUAUGAGAAUUAA